Messenger RNA from Drosophila willistoni, 1793 nucleotides. It is a transcript of the gene CstF50, whose product is annotated as cleavage stimulation factor subunit 1. Gene Ontology annotation, molecular function: protein binding; RNA binding. The transcript has 3 exons. The coding region runs from base 400 to 1674 and encodes 424 amino acids. Gene Ontology annotation, biological process: mRNA 3'-end processing. Gene Ontology annotation, cellular component: mRNA cleavage stimulating factor complex. Lineage: Eukaryota; Metazoa; Arthropoda; Insecta; Diptera; Drosophilidae. The record is from RefSeq and is a predicted model, not a curated record.
UUGCAGUUCGGCUCAUCUGUUGCAGUUCGCCUCAUCGGUUCGGCUCAUCGGUUGCAGUUCGGCUCAUCUGUUGCAGUUCGCCUCAUCGGUUCGGCUCAUCGGUUGCAGUUCGGCUCAUCUGUUGCAGUUCGCUUGCGGAUGACGUGGUUGCAAGGAGUUCGGUGGUUCGAUCUGGUUUCAUGUGGUUCGUAGCCAGUGAUGCUGUAAUUUGUAAUCUAGUGGGAAAUAGCUAAACUGGCAGCAAAAAACGCUAACUUUUAACGUUAGCCUUAUUAGUGCGAAAAGAAGAGGAAAACAAACCAGGAUUCAAUUUUAAACGACAUUAAAAUAUUUCUUAUUUGUAUUGUUAAUCGGCAAGGAAAUCCUUCAGUACAAAAAAAAAAGAACCCAAUUGCAAAGAUGCGAGACGAAAUUCUGGACCCCAACAAUUUGGUGAAGAACCGCGAAAUCUUAUACCGGUUGAUGAUAAGUCAGUUGAUGUACGAUGGACUCGAGAAAUUCGCAAUGGAGUUGUCCAUGUUGGUCAAGGCGGAUCAGUGUGCUCCAAGUGAGCGAUUGUUGCAUGUAAUGAUAGCUGGAAUGCAGGUAUUGUCGGACAAGGAGAAGCCGAUCUCGGAUGAUGUUUUGCCGGGUAUAGAUUUGGAAUUUGAACCAGAGGCCUCGGCACUGGCACCAGAACCCCACUCCUAUGAGACUGCAUAUGUGACAUCACACAAGCAGGCAUGCCGGGCGGGGGCUUUCAGUUAUGAUGGUAGUCUGGUUGCUACCGGCAGUGUGGAUGCUAGUAUCAAAAUUUUAGAUGUGGAGCGUAUGUUAGCGAAAUCAGCGCCAGAAGAUGUAGAGCCGAGUCGUGAACAACAGGGUCAUCCGGUUAUAAGAACGCUUUAUGAUCACACCGAUGAGGUAUCCUAUUUAGAAUUUCAUCCGAAAGAGCAUAUUUUAGCCUCAGCUUCACGCGAUGGCACUGUCAAGCUCUUUGACAUAGCCAAACCGUCGGUGAAGAAGGCUCACAAGGUGUUCACCGAUUGCGAACCAGUGCUAUGUCUAUCAUUCCAUCCAACUGGCGAUUACAUGGCCAUUGGCACGGAACAUAAUGUGCUCCGGGUCUACGACGUGCACACUGCGCAGUGUUUUGUCAGCGCCAUUCCUUCACAGCAGCACAAGGCUGGUAUCACGUGUGUGAAAUAUGCACCGACCGCUAAAUUCUAUGCCACUGGUAGCUUCGAUGGCGACAUCAAGAUCUGGGAUGGCAUCAGUGGUCGUUGCAUAAACACAAUAGCCGAGGCUCAUGGUGGAGCAGCAAUUUGUUCGCUCGAAUUCACACGAAAUGGCAAGUAUUUGCUGUCAUCGGGUAUGGAUUCAUUGGUCUAUCUGUGGGAAUUGUGCACCAGCCGGCCCAUACAAACGUAUACAGGAGCUGGAACUACUGGUAAACAAGAACAUCAAACAGAGGCUGUCUUCAAUCAUACCGAGGAUUAUGUUCUCUUUCCUGAUGAGGCGACAACUUCGCUUUGUUCCUGGAAUUCCCGCAAUGGCUGUCGUUUGACAUUAAACUCACUGGGCCACAAUGGAGCUGUACGUUAUAUAACCCAUUCACCGAAUUCACCAGCAUUUCUCACUUGUUCUGAUGAUUUUAGAGCCCGAUUUUGGUAUCGUCGUGUUAAUAAUCAAUAAGAUUUAUGUUUAGAAUAUUAAUAUAAUAAAAAACGAAAAUUUCUAAUACCAGGAAAUAAGAUAAAAACAAUAAUAAUAAUAAUUUGAAAUGAAUUGAUUAAAUGAAGACUGUUUCAAGA